AUCGCCUUGGUUUAAUCCACCGCAACAUAAACCACCUUGAACAUAGCAAUUCCACCGCAUUCGAGCCGUGGUCUCUCUCUUCCCACUCUGUAAACUCCCUGCACCUGUCAUACCACUUUCUCUUUUUGCUAAACGCCUUGCUGUGUGACGCAUCUCACUUAAGACACUCAAUUUGAGAGGGUUGACAUCCCAGUCUAACCGUCGCCAUUCUUUAAUUUUUUUUCCCUCUCUCUCCCUCCCAUUCCCGCAUCGCUCACAGUGCCCCUCCUUCUUGGCCCGCCUUAGGCACUCAUACCCCAAAACCAACCACUUUAGGCUCUGCGCGUAGCCAUUGAUACAUCAUGAGUAGUCAGACGAUAGGGAACACCUCCAGCAAUGGCUGGGUGGUGCAGAAGUUCGGCGGAACCAGUGUUGGAAAGUUUCCAGACAAGAUCGCCACGGAUAUUGUCCGAGCAAGCCUUUCCCACAACAAGGUCGUCGUCGUCUGCUCGGCAAGAAGCACAGGCAAGAAGAUUGAGGGCACCACCAGCCGACUGCUUGGCGUGUUUAACAAGCUCAAGGGCAUCGCGGCGCCCACGACGCCCGAAGAGACACAGAAUGAGCUCAUGAAUGAGGCCAAGGGUCUUAUUGAGGACAUUUGCAAGGACCACGUAUCGGCAGUCAAGACUUUCCUGCGCAACCCAGAAUUACAGGCCUCCUUGGAACAGGAGAUCCGUGACGAGUGCCAAGAGCUGGUUGAGUACAUCGUCGCAGCCAGGAGAUUUAACCUCGAGGUCAACUCAAGAUCAAAGGAUCGAUGCAUCAGCUUUGGUGAAAAACUCAGCUGCCGGUUCAUGGCCGCAUUGCUGAAGGACUUGGGCGUCGCCGCGGAAUAUGUGGAUCUCAGUGACGCGUUCCACCAUGAUGCCACGGCUCGUCUGAGCCAGGGCUUCUACCAGGAGGCCGCAGCUGUAUUGAGGAAAAAGAUCACGGCUUGCGAGGACCGAGUACCCGUGGUCACUGGCUUCUUUGGCAACGUUCCCGGAAGCCUGAUCGAUGGUGACAUUGGCCGAGGCUACACGGAUCUCUGCGCGGCGCUAUGCUCAGUCGGUCUGAAGGCGGAUGAGCUCCAGGUGUGGAAGGAGGUUGAUGGAAUCUUCACAGCAGACCCGACCAAGGUUCCUACGGCCCGCCUGUUGCACUCCAUCACACCGUCUGAGGCGGCCGAGUUGACGUUCUACGGUUCCGAGGUCAUCCAUCACUUGACCAUGGACCAGGUCAUUCACGCCUCGCCCCCUAUUCCCAUCCGCAUCAAGAACGUCAAGAACCCAAGGGGAGUUGGCACCAUCGUCGUGCCCGACCCCAUUCUCACAGCCGGCCAUCAGAUCCAACGUUCAGCACCUGCAGACCCGUCCCUGGUCCAAAAGCCAAAGAGGCCCACGGCUGUCACGAUCAAGGACAAGAUCUCCGUCAUCAACGUGCACUCCAACAAGCGGUCCAUCUCCCACGGCUUCUUCGCAAAGGUCUUUUCUAUCCUCGACAGCAACCAGAUCUCUGUCGAUCUCAUCUCCACGAGUGAAGUCCACGUGUCCAUGGCCAUCCACGCCGGGAAUUCAGAGGGUGGCAGCUUCGACAAGGCGCGGCUUGAGCUGGAGGAAUGUGGCGACGUCAGCGUGCUCCAUGACAUGGCCAUCCUGAGUCUGGUUGGUGCGGAGAUGAAGAAUAUGAUUGGUAUCGCCGGUCGCAUGUUCUCCACGCUAGGAGAGCACAACGUCAACUUGGAGAUGAUCUCACAAGGUGCUAGCGAGAUCAACAUCUCCUGCGUCAUUGACGCCCGCGACGCUACUCGUGCCAUGAACAUCUUGCACACAAAUCUGUUCACUUUCCUUGACUAGGGCGCUCGUCUCGAUCUGCCCCGCGCGCUUCAACUGCGCGCGGCGGAAGCGAGCUCUGCUUUUUUUUUUGGAUUGAAGUAUAUAAAGUUUCCCAUGGGUCGGGUCAUCUCAAAACGGAGCAUGAAUUUGCAUUGUUGGAUCAGAAAAGAAGAAAGAACGAAGAGUCUGGGUUGGGAAAGACAAGAUUCCCUUGAUUUAUCUAGAGGUAUAUACCAAAUGCACAUGAUUAGGU
Colletotrichum scovillei is the source of this 2106-nucleotide messenger RNA. RefSeq names its product aspartate kinase. The transcript has 6 exons. Bases 342 to 1874 code for a protein of 510 amino acids. Lineage: Eukaryota; Fungi; Ascomycota; Sordariomycetes; Glomerellales; Glomerellaceae. The record is from RefSeq and is a predicted model, not a curated record. Gene Ontology annotation, molecular function: aspartate kinase activity.